Molecule: messenger RNA, 2586 nt
Organism: Wasmannia auropunctata (little fire ant)
Lineage: Eukaryota; Metazoa; Arthropoda; Insecta; Hymenoptera; Formicidae
Product: nucleolin-like
Exons: 5
Coding region: 173-880 (235 amino acids)
Cellular component (GO): nucleus
Source: RefSeq, a predicted model, not a curated record
CUCCCUCCUCUCUUACCGACCGCCAUAUUGUUUGCGAUACUUCGGUGUGCACGUCGGUGUGUUCCUCGCCGUCCUCGCCAGCAGCGUGUGUCGCCCGCGUAACGGACGCUCUCUUCCCCGCGGAUCGUGUCACGGAAAAUCGGCAAACAUUUCGCGUAAAGGACAAGAUAGCAUGAAGAAGAUUAAGGAUUACUCGGACGAGGACGAUUACGAGGUGGACAAUCCGGACUAUCCGGAGGUCGAGGGCACCUCCGAGGAGGAAUGGACCCCGGAGCCCGGAACUGAGGCUGGCACUAAAAUAAGGCCACAGAGAGGACCGAAAAAGCGACAGCAUUCUGAAGAGGAGGACGAAGAGGAGGAGGAAGAGUUCGAGGAGGAAGAGGACGAAGAGGACGAAGAAUCUGAUUCUGAUGGAGGAAAAAAGUCAAAGAGGAAAAGGCGUUCCAAGAAGGACGAUGACGACAAGGAGGACGAGGAAGACGACGAUUCCGACGACAACAGUUUCAAUGAAUCCGGAGACCCCCCAAAGGAAUACACAUCUGGUUCGUUCGUUCUUGCAAAAGCCGACCUUGAAUCUAAUAAGAAUAAGGAAGAUAACUUAUCCAGUAAGGGUAAAUCCGACGUCGAGUCGAGCACUCAUCCAACCUUGUGGAGGAUAGAUGGGAAAGCGUUGCUCCAAAAGUUUCUGCCGUUCGAGGAAGAUGGAAAAUUAUUGUACAAAAGCACAACGACGUAUUCUGGUUGGCAACAGAGUAACAAAGACAAUUACAUAGCCGUACAGGUAUCCUUUAAAGUGCAAAGUAGACAAGAGACAAUUGUUGAGCUUCAUUAUGAUCCAUCGCAACCACAAGAAGUUGUGAAAGAUGAUAAAGAAGACUAAAUUAGAUCGAGAGUUUGCCCCUGUUUGUUCAUAUACGUCUUAAGGAAAAACAUAUGUUGUGUAAGGAAAGAGGGGAAAGGAGAAACAUCCACGUCUACAUGUACACUACCCACGAAACAUAUUUACAAUGUACACAUACACACGGAGGACGAAGUUUGUGACAUGGUACUUGUAGCAGGUUCAUAUUUAAAAUAUAAGAUUGGAUGGACCAUGAGGCUCUUUGAGUUUAUUACUGGGGGUACACACGGCUUCAGCUCUAUCGAUAUCUCCCGACAGGAAUAUAGCGUGUGAGCUUCAAUUACCAAGAGAGCUAUAGAGCUCGCAGGCAUGCAUCGUAUUUACGGAGUUUAGUAAAGCGUAACACACACACACAUACACAUACACACAUACGAAUGAUUUGAGAAAUGUUUUAUGUCUUCGACAGAAAAUUCAAUGUUACCCUAGCGUAAAAGAAGGAUGCAUGUUGGUGUUCGAUUUUUCUUUUUACGAUAUCACUGUUAGUCUGUUCGUGAAGUUAAACUCUCUAUUUUGCAGAGCAUUGGCCUUUGUCACCCUACGCGGUUAUUUCAGGCGCGCCCGUAGUAGUCAAAAACAAAUCCGUCACUCUAGCAUUACAGCAAGAAGAGAGAGAGAGAGACAAUUUUACAUUUUGAAUGGAAAGAAACGGUGUGAAAAGAGGGACAAUCUCACAGUUGAAUGCAAAGAAACGGCGUGAAAAAUUAAGUUACAUUGUUUAAUUAUAAACAUAACUGUAGUACGUAUUUUCGUUCGAAUUAGAUUUAGAGGAAACUAAGAAAAAAAGACUAGUUAAUAUCCAAAGAUAGAAAGAAUAAGGAACUUCGCGGGAAACCUUUCUUAACGGUUUCCCAUAGCUGCUACGGGCGACGCCGGGCCAGUUUCUUGUGUGUCGCUUAAUCAUAAGAUGUAACAAAAACUAGCAAACACUUCCAGUAAUCGACAACCUGCAUUCGUAUAUUUUAUCGGAACUUGUAAAGGGGAUCAGUUGUACAAAGAGUUAACUUAUAUAUUAUUGAUGUAUUUUCGUCUUGUUAUUAAGACUAAUUCGAUCUCGUGGUAAAAAUCUACGAAAAUCCUGGCGUUACCUACCUUUGCGUUACUUCGCACGUCGAUUUCUACGAUACGUAUAGACUCGCGAUUAUUUAUCACAAGUAAGAAUACAUUUGAAGUGGGUACUUUGAUAGUUUUGUAGUAUAAAGUUUGUUUGUUUUUACGAAGUGUUGUAAACGGUACAUUUAGCAGCAUGUUUAGCUGAUACAAUUCGAUAGAUGGCGAAUAAUAUUAUGCGGAUUGAUACGCGUUGAAAAAAGAAAAGGAAGAUACAAAACUCAAUUGCGGUAAAUAUUUAUUGAGUUCUCUCCACAAUUGUACAUUGUAUCUUAAGAACUACCGGCGUUUCUAUUCUGUUUAUAAUUAUAUAAUUACUUUCCGCGUACUUUACAUAAGUAAUACGUAUCUUGGUAGGAUUUCAUCGUUUGAUAUUGUGUAAGAGGUCAGAAAAUAUAUCAUAGAUAGACUGAUUUAUCAUGUAAAAGUGGAUGUUCAUUAUGGAAAAAUCUUACGUAAAUGUUAACGUUCCAAAGUUUUGGAUUUGUAUUGAUUAUUUUUUUUUUUUAGAGCAAUCUUGUAUUUCUGUACUAUAAUUUUACUAUAUCAGUGACAAAAUAAAAAGAAUUUUUCUUUAUUAA